Messenger RNA from Rhincodon typus (whale shark), 1272 nucleotides. RefSeq lists its product as uncharacterized. The transcript is spliced from 5 exons. The coding region runs from base 148 to 975 and encodes 275 amino acids. Gene Ontology annotation, molecular function: zinc ion binding. The record is from RefSeq and is a predicted model, not a curated record. NCBI's taxonomy places the organism in Eukaryota, Metazoa, Chordata, Chondrichthyes, Orectolobiformes, Rhincodontidae.
UCAAGUAUUGUAAUCCUAGCUGAGAGUAAUACUGCAGAAGUCAGCUCUCAAUGUGAAACCUGGCAUACGUCAUACUGGUGGAGGGGACUUUCCAAUCAAGUUUAUAUUCAGUGUUUCCACUCAAAGAUCACACUUUGCAGCUGUGAGAUGUCAACAGAACAACAACAAACAGAAAAACGCUACGAUCCAGAUGAUCGUACACUGAAAUUUGUGAAAAGGAAGGAUGAGAUCACAGGAGAUGAUGAUCCGAAUAUUUUGCGAGCAGAAAUGUCCUGCAAACAUGCAGUUGAUCCAAACACACUCACUAGUUGGUGUCGAAGCCUUCUAGAUCAGGGUCAGUAUAAAUUUUUCUGCCCAGCACUAAAGGAGGGAACUACUGAGAAAUGUGGACAAGAAUGGCCCUAUGAUGAAGUUCGCAAACUGGCAGUUCUGACCACAGAGGAGCAACGAUACUUUGAAGAAACUGUUGCUGUGUUGGCUGCAGCUGAGCACUGCGAAUACAAAUCAUGUCCGGGAUGCGGCACAUUUGUUGAACGCGAAGACCUGACUAACCUAAAUGUAAACUGCAUUAUCUGUACUGCUGAGAAAGGGAGUAUUUUCGAAUUCUGCUGGCAAUGCUUGAAACCAUGGAAAGGACCCGGGCCACGUUCUGACCGAUGUCACAAUGAUGGAUGCACCAACAUAGAAUUGGAUACACUACGCAACUGCCCAUUAAUUGACCUCCCAGACACAGUCGUGAAAAAUUGCCCUUCUAUUCGGGCCUGCCCUACUUGUGGCAAGCUGCUGGAGCACAGCCAAGUUGGGUGUAAAAAUAUUAGAUGCACUAGGUGCCGUGUUGAAUUUUGCUUUGUCUGCCUUGAGCCAACAGUUAUUUGCCAGGCAACCAGACAAGAGUCAUGGUAUGGUCUUUGUGCAAAAGAGAUGGCACCAAAGCAAAAUUCAAUACCAGUCUGGAAACAAAGAGGUUCUCACUAGAUGUAUUACCGAUGAUGUUCCCAAUAACAUAACUCAAUGUGCUGUUUACAUGUAAUGUUGAUGAAAUCUGAGCGAGCUUGUGUGGUGAAAUGUUUGAUUAUGCUUGCCUGGGAUGAUGAUUUGAAUUGUCAUAGCUUGAAGUAUGCAUGUUGAGCCUUACAUUUCAAAGCAUGCGGGAAUGUGAGUGAUUGGCAUUUAAAAGGAGGAGAGAUUUUCCUCAGUCAUUUAUGUUAAAUCAAAAGCUGUAUGAAGGAAAUGGAAUCUUCAAACCAAAUAAAGGUAACUUUACAUUAUAAA